AUGCUGCUUGAACAAGGUGCCGACGUGGAGUCUAGGGAUAAUGAACAUGAUCGAACCCUACUCUCAUGGGCAUCUGGUAAUGGUCACGUUGCAGUGGUUAAGGAAUUGCUCGCGAAGAAUGCCAAUAUGCAGUCCGAGGAUUGCCAGUAUGGUCGAACACCGCUCUCCUGGGCGGUUGAGAAUAUGCACUCAGCGGUAAACAUGGCUUGCUCUGCCCCUCUACAGCUUUAUUAUUCUGGAAUUACGUUUGCCGCUGGGGAGUCUAUAACUGGAAGAAAGUUGAGAGAUAAAUCAUGGAGCGCACAACUUCAGACCCUUAAGGGUCAUUCGGGUAUGGUAAACACUGUGGUCUUCUCUCCAGAUAGUGAGAUACUGGCCUCAGGCUCUGGUGAUGGAACUAUCCAGCUGUGGGAUGCCAAGUCCGGAAAACAACUCCAGAUCUUUGAUAGCUGUUUGGGUUGGGUUAAUACUAUGGUCUUCUCUCCAGACAGUGAGGUACUGGUCUUAAGCUCCCUUGAUAGAACUAUCUGGCUGUGGGAUAUCAAGUCUAGAGAACAACUCCAGAUCUCUAAGGGCUAUUUAGAUUAUACUUAUAAUCUGGCCUUCUCUCUAGAUAGUGAGAUACUGGCCUUAGGCUCUGGUGAUGGAACUAUACAGCUGUGGGAUACCAAGUCCAGAGAACCACUCCAGACCCUUGACAGCUAUUUAGAUUGGGUCAAUACUAUGGCCUUCUCUUUAGACAGUAAGAUUCUGGCCUUAGGCUCUGAUGAUAAAACUGUCCAGCUGUGGUGUACCAAGUCUAGAAAACAACUCCAGAUACUCGAGGGCCAUUUAGCUCGUGUUAAUACUGUGGCCUUCUCUCCAGACAGUAAGAUUCUGGCCUCAGGCUCUGGUGAUAAAACUGUCCGGCUAUGGUGUACUAAGUCUGGAAAACAACUGCAGAUUCUUGAGGGCCAUUUAGAUUGGGUUAGAGCUGUGACCUUCUCUCCAGACGGUGAGAUACUGGCCUCAGGCUCUGAUGAUAAAACUGUCCGACUAUGGGAUGCUAAGUUUAGGAAGUAA
This is a messenger RNA of Aspergillus oryzae RIB40, 1062 nucleotides long. RefSeq lists its product as uncharacterized. Lineage: Eukaryota; Fungi; Ascomycota; Eurotiomycetes; Eurotiales; Aspergillaceae. Gene Ontology annotation, molecular function: protein binding. The coding region runs from base 1 to 1062 and encodes 353 amino acids. The record is from RefSeq and is a predicted model, not a curated record. The transcript is spliced from 2 exons.